CGAUUUAGCAAAUGAAUACUGGAAUCUAAUCGCCAUGGAAACGAGUGCGACUGCUGUAACCACACCCCUUCGCUGACGUCAUCGCGUCGGGCGGUGUACUUCCUGGUUACUUUGCACUGCACUGCAUGUUGUGGUAGUGCUGUUAAUUGAUUUCUUUGAGGGUAUGGUACCUUUUCUUCUGCGACAACACUGGAUCGGCCGGCUUCGUCUUGCGCUCACUCUCUUCGGACUUCCGUAUACCUUCUGCACUUCCAGAGUGAGGCCCGGCGUCGCCUGCUCAGCAUCCCAUCUUUUUAGUCAAACCAUCAGAUCCAUCAGUAUCGGUUGCUGUAACCUUCAUGCGACGAUGCCAUCCUCUGCGGCUCCUCAUGUCAAGUCCAGAUGCCCUCAGUAUCCAGGUUCCAAAAUCAAGCGCUUCGCCGUGCCUGAUGACAAGGUGGACUGGAGUCAGAACUGGCCGCAGUAUAGCCCGGUCAGCUACACAGACGAGUCAGUGUUAAAGAACCCAGUGUGGGCGGAUCCUGAAAUUGGCUCUUCCUCUCCAAAGUUCAACACUGUGGAUAGUGGAGUGGACAGGACGAGCUUUGAGGGCCCUUACAAAUUGGAAAAGGGGAAGCCGCUAAAUCCCUGUGGACGCACAGGGGUGACAGGUCGAGGUUUGCUCGGACGAUGGGGACCCAAUCACGCAGCAGAUCCCAUUGUCACCAGAUGGAAAGUAGAUGCCAAAGGAGCAAAGGUGAAUCACUCUGUUUCCAAGCAGCCUAUCCUGCAGUUUGUAUCUAUCAAGAGGAAAGACUGUGGGGAGUGGGCCAUCCCUGGGGGGAUGGUAGAUCCAGGGGAGCAGGUCUCUCUCACACUGCAGCGGGAGUUCUCUGAGGAGGCAAUGAACUCAUUGGUAGUCCCGCCGGCAGAGAGAGCAAAGAUUCAUGAACGCAUCACUAAACUUUUCAAAUCACCAGGAUUUCAGGUUUUCAAAGGCUACGUGGAUGAUCCCAGAAACACUGACAAUGCUUGGAUGGAGACAGUUGCUGUCAACUUCCAUGAUGAAUCAGGCAACAGCGUGAGCGAGCUGCCGCUGCAAGCUGGAGAUGACGCAGGACAAGUCCAGUGGGUUGAUGUAGACUCGUCCUUCCCGCUCUACGCGAGUCAUUCCCAUUUCCUGGAGCUGGUCGCCAAAGAGAGGAAAGCGCACUGGUAACCAAGGACGAGGACGAUUCAUAACAAUGAAGGAAACAUUGAGAGUGUUACUGCUCUCAGUGUGCUGUGAGUCCUUGUAUGUUAAGGACGUACACCUAACCUUAUGUAAAUUUUCCCUCACUAAUUUAAAGAUAAUUAUCAAUAGUUAUAGAAGUGCACGUCAUUAGUUUGACACACAUGAAUGUCCGCAGUGCAGUUUACAGGAACAUUGUGACAAAAGUAGCAGAACUUAUAAAAUGAAUGAAACGAGCAGGUUGAAAUCUUGGCUGCAAUUUGUGUUUCCCCACUUGGUAGAAACUUAACAUGAGCCUGUAAAACGCAAGAAGCUGCUGAGUGCCACCCCACAUUAUUUCUGUUGGCACGAAUUAUGCAAAUGUAUUCACUGUUAACAAGGAUCACAUUAACACAGCAUGAUCACGUAAGAACAAACACAAUGAGCUGCAAUGAACAUAGCACGUACUACAUUAACUUGAGUGUGAAAAGGGGGGGGGCAAUCAAAACGAAACAAAGUGUAGACUCACUUUGAUCUUUAGAUAUGAAUGGACAAUGAAGGCGUGCUGGAGCUUCCCACACAGCCCAGCAGUGCGCCCAAGCUCAGCUCAGACCGGCUGAAGCUAGAGGACGAACAUGUUCUCGAGUGGCAACAGACGGUGGGAAGCAAAGGCCAUUUCGCACUCAACAGCCGGGCUUUAUGAAACACAUCAGUACGUGUCAUCUCACUGCCGGGCAUCAUUUGUGAUGAGGCAGGGAUGGAGGAUUAAAUAGCUGGUAAAUGACUGAAUGGAUGAUUAAAUGACUGUUAGGACUGAUGAUGCAAACACUUAACACAUGGACGCUUCUGUCAGCAACACACAAACAAUCUUACAUUUGCUUGAGUAAGAGGAAGCUGCACAAUCUUGUUUUUCUCUCUUUGAAAAAGCAAGAAGUCUUCUGGCCGAAUUAAAUGAUUUCAUGAGAUUUGAUAUCAACAUUCUGUAUGCCGUAUCCACUGGGCACUUCUGGGAAAGGGAGAAGAAGGUUGCUGCUGUAAUUGGGUUUAUGAAGUGGGAACCUCUUCCAAGAAAAACUUAAUUGAAUUAGGUCCACAACAGGUUUGGAGGCGCCACAAAUCCUAUAAGCCACUGCUCAGACCGCAACAUCUGCCUGCAUGGCAUGAUAUUAAAUUCUAUAAAGGCAUGACACCAGCAGAUGUGUGUUAGGAGGUUCUGCUGUUCAACCCUCACCAUAAAUACAGUCUGUGAUUUAUUUGGCAAAAUCUUAAAAAUCUUCACAUGAUUCACUGUACACUGAGCUCUGGUGGACUCUCAGUUCUGCCAGGCCACUUCCCAGCUCCACUGCAGCAUUUACAGUAGGAGCACUUACAGCAUUUGUUGUUGCAGGAAGGCUGAGUGUUUUCCAUUCAGAUUUCCCAACUCCUCCAUUAUUAUGAACAGCAUUACACAUGAGGCUUUGCUGACAGGAUGGUCUGUGUAUGCCAUGAUAUGAAAAUUAACCCAGAGGAGUCUACUUCCAAAAAAAAUUGCACUUAAAGUGUCUGAAACCAAAGUCUCCGAUCUUGUGUUUGUUGUUGACUCACUUGAAAUUAUAAAUCACUGAAUUCUUGA
This is a messenger RNA of Acanthopagrus latus (yellowfin seabream), 2801 nucleotides long. It is a transcript of the gene nudt9, whose product is annotated as nudix (nucleoside diphosphate linked moiety X)-type motif 9. The record is from RefSeq and is a predicted model, not a curated record. The transcript has 8 exons. Gene Ontology annotation, molecular function: ADP-ribose diphosphatase activity. Lineage: Eukaryota; Metazoa; Chordata; Actinopteri; Spariformes; Sparidae. The coding region runs from base 164 to 1198 and encodes 344 amino acids.